Molecule: messenger RNA, 297 nt
Organism: Rotaria sordida
Lineage: Eukaryota; Metazoa; Rotifera; Eurotatoria; Philodinida; Philodinidae
Source: the annotation of a GenBank genome assembly
AUGAUUAUCGAAAAGCUUCUAUUUCGUCGACGUCUUGAUCGUCAAAUGACAGCAAUGACUUUGGCACGUGUUAUUGUUCUUAUUAUAUGUGGUUUACCAUUUAUUUGUAUUUCUCUAUAUCAACUUAAUGUAAACAACAAUGUAAAUAAUUAUAUGGAAUUAGCAAUCGUUAGUCUCUUAUUAUCAAUAACUGCUUCGUUGAUGCAUACUAAUUUUGUGAUUAAUUUUUAUGUCUUUUUAAUGGUAUUAUCACGUUUUCGUCGUCAAGCGAAAAAUGUUCUGAUAAAAAAACCUUAG